UCCAAAUCUCGAGCUUUCGGGAAGCUAAUUGUGCUCGAUAGUAGUGCGUUAUGUCGGACAAAUAAUUUAUUUAUGAUUUUUGUUAUUUUAUUUUUUACUCUACGUAACUCACGUUAGAGAAACGUAUUUUUUGGACAAGCUCUAAUUAUAAUAUGCUAAUAAAAUUGAAUCUAAUCAUUUCAUUGUGAAAAAUAAGGAUAAAAGAUGGCUGAUCGCGGAAGUUUUUUGCGACGAUUUCUAUCUGCCUUGUUUUUUCUAUUGGUGUUAGUAGAACAUAUCCCGUCUGCUCUAGCCGAAGAUGGUCACUGCAUAUGGUACGGCGUUUGUGCGAACAGCACAGAACAUAAAAUGAUGAAUUGUUUCUAUGAUGGACCCGCUAAACCGAUCGAAGAAAAGGCAAUGAAAAUAAUUGAGCAAUAUUGUCCCGAGAUAGCCAAAGGAGGUUAUUCGUGCUGCAAUUACGAACAACUGAACCAGCUCAAAGUGAAUAUCGCCCUUGCGGAAAAUUUGCUGGGGAGAUGCCCGACGUGCUUUCAGAACUUUUUGAAGCCGAUCUGUGGAAUGGCCUGCGCCGUCGAUCAGAGCAAAUACUUGAAGCCAGUUCAAACAGAACAGUUCAACGGUACACAUCGCAGGAUAUCGGAGAUCGAUUACUACCUGAGUAAAACUUUCAUGGAUGGCAUCUACAACUCAUGCUCUGAGGUUAAGCUUACGUCAACAAACGAGCGAUCCAUAAAGGUGAUGUGCGGUCAGUGGGGAGACGCGUGCUCGGCGCAACGUUGGUUCGAUAACAUGGGGGACGCUUCCAACUAUCAAGUGCCCUUCCAGAUUAACUAUAAGGCCACUGACGUGCCCGUCGAUGGGUACACGCCCUACGCUCCGAUAGCCGAGCCCUGCAAUGUCGGAACGAAGGGCAUGCCGGGCUGCUCGUGCCUGGACUGCGAGGCGUCGUGCCCCGCGCCCCCGCCGCGCCCCCCGCCCCCGCAGCCCUUCUCCAUCGCGGGUUUCGACGGCUACGCAAUCGUCAUGACCAUCGUCUUCUGUAUCUUCUCGACGCUGUUCCUCACGGGUGUCUUCUGUUGCAAUCAAACCGAAAACCUCGUAGAGUGCGGCCCCGAGACGAGCCCGCUGCACGAGCGCCGCGCCAGUACGUACCCGCCCCUACUGCAUACGCACGGUGUGUCUUCAGACAACAAUCAAGAGAUGGGAACAAACGCGUCGGGCACGCGCUGGACCAUGGAGGCCACCGAUGGCGACGAGACAGACGCGACGUUCCUCGAGAAGCUCGGUGCUGCGACGGAAUCCAAAAUUGAAGACUUCUUCCAGUGGUGGGGCUGCGUCAUGGCCUCCUCGCCUUGGCUGGUCCUCUUCUCUGGUUUGUGCGUUGUGGUGAUCCUCGGCUCCGGCAUCACGUACAUGCAGGUGACCACCGACCCCGUGGAGCUGUGGGCCUCGCCCACCUCGCGCUCCAGGGUCGAGAGGCAGCGGUUCGAUUCCUACUUCGAACCUUUCUACAGGACAGAAAUGUUAAUAAUCAGCUCGAAAGGUCUGCCCGAGAUCGAACACGCGAACCUGACGUUCGGGCCGGUGUUCAACGCCACCUUCAUGCUGGACGUGUUCGACCUGCAGUCCAAGAUCUUAGAGCUCGGCAACGAGUCCGGGAUCCAGAACAUCUGCUACGCGCCGCUGUCGUCGCCCUUCCGCGGCCCCGUCACCAGCAAGGACUGCGUGCUGCAGAGCGUGUGGGGCUGGUGGCAGAACGACAAGUCCGAGUUCUCCUACGAGGACAACGAACACCUGGACAAGAUCCUGCAGUGCUCCAGCAACCCGAUCUCGGUGGACUGCCUGUCGUCGUACGGCGGGCCCGUCCUGCCCGGCGUGGCGCUGGGCGGCUUCCUGCCGCGCGGCGACCAGCUCUCUGCCCACGCGCCCUACCACCGCGCGCAGGCACUCAUCCUCACCUUCCUCGUCAACAACAAGCAGGACAAGUCCCAGCUGAAACAAGCACUCGAGUGGGAGAAGACGUUCAUUGCGUUCAUGAAGAACUACACGGAGAAGGCGAUGCCGGGCUACAUGGACAUCGCGUACACGUCGGAGCGCUCCAUCGAGGACGAGCUGGACCGCGAGUCCAAGUCGGACGUGUACACCAUCCUCGUGUCCUACUUCAUCAUGUUCGCGUACAUCGCCAUCGCGCUCGGCCGCUUCACCACCUUCUCGCGGCUGCUCAUCGACAGCAAGAUCACGCUCGGGCUCGGCGGUGUGGUAAUCGUAUUGGCGUCUGUGGUGUGCUCCAUGGGCAUCUUCGGGUUCUAUGGAGUGGCGGCCACGCUCAUCAUCGUGGAGGUCAUCCCGUUCCUGGUACUGGCCGUCGGCGUCGACAACAUUUUCAUCCUGGUGCAGACCCACCAGCGCGAGCCGCGCCGCCCCGACGAGACCGUCGAGCAACACAUCGGUAGAAUGCUCGGCAAGGUGGGCCCGUCGAUGUUCGUGACGUCGGUGUCGGAGUCGGUGUGCUUCUUCCUGGGGGCGCUGAGCGACAUGCCGGCCGUGCGCGCCUUCGCGCUGUACGCCGCCGUGGCGCUGCUCGUGGACUUCCUGCUGCAGGUCACCUGCUUCGUGGCGCUGCUGGCGCUCGACACGCGCCGACAACUCGACAACAGGUUCGAUAUAUUCUGCUGUCUGCGGGGCACCAAAACAGACCUGGCAGAACAAGGUGAAGGAGCAUUGUACAACCUGUUUCAACAUUUCUAUGUACCUUUCCUGAUGAAGAGGGAAGUCAGAGCCUCAGUCAUGAUUAUAUUCUUUGCUUGGCUCUGCUCGUCUGUUGCUGUAGCGCCUCACAUCGACAUCGGACUAGACCAAGAGCUGUCUAUGCCCCACGACAGUUUCCAGUUGAAGUACUUCCAGCAUCUGAACCGCUAUCUGAACAUCGGUCCGCCGGUCUACUUUGUGCUCACGGACGCCGAGACGGACGCCAAGCUGAACUACUCCACCCCCGACGUGCAGAACCUGCUGUGCGGCUCGAGGUUCUGUAGACCCGACAGUCUCGCCAUGCAGAUAUAUGCUGCGUCCCGCAGCCCGGCCGACACGUACAUCGCGGCUCCAGCCAACUCCUGGCUCGACGACUUCUUCGACUGGUCUGUCUCACCGGAGUGCUGCUUCUACUUCCAGUCCAACAACAGCUUCUGUCCCAGCGACACUCAACCCGACGAUUGUGCCGCUUGCAACAUAAAGUUGGUGCAGCCGGAAGAGCGGCCCAGCCCGCAGGACUUCAGCACGUACCUGCCGUACUUCCUGCAGGACAACCCGUCGAGCCGCUGCGUCAAGGGAGGCCACGCGGCCUACUCGCACGCCGUCAACCUGCGCUCGCACAGCCAGAACACCACCGGCAUCGGCGCCACCUACUACCAGAGCUACCACACGGUCCUGCGCAGCAGCUCGGACUACUACGGCAGCCUGCGGGCGGCGCGCGCGCUGGCGGGCUCGCUCACGGAGACGCUCAACGCGCACCUCCGCGACCUGGGACACUCCGCCACCGUCAACGUCUUCCCCUACUCCGUCUUCUACGUCUUCUACGAGCAGUACCUCACCAUGUGGUCCGACACCCUCAAGAGCAUGGGCAUCUCCGUGCUCUCCAUAUUCUUCGUCACCUUCGUGCUCAUGGGCUUCGAUCUCUUCUCCGCUCUUGUAGUCGUAGUGACCAUCACUAUGAUUGUUGUUAAUCUCGGCGGCCUCAUGUACUGGUGGGGCAUCAGUUUGAAUGCAGUCUCGCUUGUAAAUUUGGUGAUGGCGGUGGGCAUAUCGGUGGAGUUCUGCUCGCACCUGGUGCACUCGUUCAGCGUGUCGGCGGGGCGCGGGCGCGGGGAGCGCGCGGCGGACGCGCUGCUGCGCAUGGGCUCGUCCGUGCUGUCCGGCAUCACGCUCACCAAGUUCGGCGGCAUCAUCGUGCUCGCCACGGCCAAGAGCCAGAUCUUCCAGGUGUUCUACUUCCGGAUGUACCUCGGGAUUGUGCUGUUCGGUGCGGCCCACGGACUCGUAUUCCUGCCGGUUAUGCUCAGUUAUAUCGGUUCGCCGGUUAACAAACAGAAGCUGGCCAACCAGAGGCGGCGCGGCAACGAGACGACGGUCGCCGAAAGUUCGCUCACACGAGUAAGACACGGCCACCCCACAUAUUACAGAGAGUACACGUUCGACUCGAUACCCUCGUGAGCUUGCACGGACGAUGUUUAGCUGAGACGCGCGGAGGCUGCGUAAACGUAAGCUAGGAAACUGUUUGUCUACUCUAAGUACUGCUAUACGACAUAAUGGCAGAAAAAAAUCUAGUUCACUCAGUCUGCCUAUAUAAGAUGAUAAGUAAAUACAUAAAAUGUUUUCUAUACAUUUUUGAAAGAGCAAAAAAACUUUAAGAACUUUAAGUAUUAACAAAUGAACACAUUUACAGUAAUAGUUAAUUCGCAUUAGUUUCGUCACAUUUAAGAUCUAAGAACCUUAAAAAUGUGUCUGCCCGUACGACCGAUAUAACAGAUUUUGGAUACAAUAGAUGUUUGACGCGCGGAAAGUAUUUAGUGUCACUUGCAAGCCGACCCCGUGUCGUUUGAGUUCGUUUACCCGGCACGACAGCUUUGUGUUACAUUGCGCGCUAUCCAUGAAUACAUAAAAAAACGAAUGUCGAAUGUUUUAGUGCUAGCUAACGUUUACACGGAAAUAUUUGAUUGUAACCUAACGGUCUAUGGGGAUUAUUUUUGCAAAUAAUGCUCAGCUAAACAUUGUAUAAUACAAUUUCGUCAGGCAAACAACGCGUCCAUGUAUGCUGUACAAUAUUAAAACAAGUCGCAUAUUAAAUGUUUCAAUUAGUAUUUUUCUAUCCGUACACACGUGAGCAGUAUUAUUUUAUUCCUGAGUGUUUUAUAUUUAGAGAAAUGCUACUUGAAAUGCUACUUACUGUUACGGCCUUGUUUUCGUAUUUUGUUUUUUAAUUUAUAUUUCGUUAAAUAUUUUUGUGACUUUGAGAACAACGUUCAGGUCAGGAUAUAUUUAGUUGUUAUUAAAUAUAUUAUAUAAAAUGCUUCAAUGUUCAUUUUGUAGAAAUAAACGAUGGAUCCGUUUUAUGUACAGCUCUGCACUGUAAUGUUAAAAUAAUGUUAUUUGUAAAAUUAAACCAUUUGAGUCUUUCUUUUCGUUUUGCUUGUAGUAAAUAAUAUAUAAUAAUUAUUAAUAUUAUAUUAACACAGUUUUACCUAACGAAGGUCACAAAAAUAUUUAUCAGGGAGAGCGGUUUUAUUUUAUUUUUUUACCUUUUUCUUUGUAUUUUGUUAAGUUAACAACACAAUAUGUUAUUUUAUAUUACACUUCCAACAAACUGGUUUCUAACCUGUUUUAUGGUACAUGGUAUAAAACUGCGUAUUUACAUUAAAGUAACAAAUGUUUUUUUUUCUAUAAUUAAUAUGCAUGCCGUUUAUUUUUUUAAUGAAGAAAUUUUAACUAUUUAUUUUCUUUUUUUUUUUUGCUGUCAACUAAAAUAAUUAUAAUUUAUUAUUGAUAUUUGUUGGUGACGUGUCGCUAUCUGCUUCCGCCGUAAUGUUCUUAUACGUUUCAAAAGAAAUUAUUAAAUAAUAACGUUUAAGACAUUGAAUAUUGGUGGUUGUUCUGAUGCAAUAUCGUGGUUGAGAACUUUUAAACAAAUGAUCAAAUAUUAAUUCUGAAGUCUCAAAUUUUAUUUUUUAUUUUCAUUCGUCAAUUAUGAAAUACACAAUUUAAAUUAUAAUACACUAAAAUGUUAAAUGAAUUGACUAAUUAAAUUAUUAUUAUUUAGAAGAUUUUGGAGCGACUAAUAUUAUUAAACGUUCAGAGAAAAUGUUUUAUUAGUAAUAAAAAACGAAGUCGCUCACUGCAAUGUUACUUAUUAAAACCGAGAACUUUGAUAGAUUUUUUUUAAUGAGUUCAAAGGGUUGGUAGCACUUUGGAGAAUAUUUAUAUGUGUGCAAAAUAUAAACUAUUUGCACUAAUAGUUUAAUACAUUAAUAAUUUAAUACAUUAAUAAUUAUUAAAUAAUUUAUAAUAUAUGUUUAACCUGUUUUUCACUUAAUUUAUGAAAUUAGUUUGAAUAUUAUUUAUUAAGAAAUGUGAACGAAAUUGAGAUUUACAAGCUAAAUGAUUUUGAGACUUAUCAGUAUGCAUUAAAGUAGGCUUUACGUAGGUGACCAUCCACCACCGUUUUCUACUGUAAAUGUAAAACAGUUACAUAAAUACUAAAUAAAUUAAAUUUAACAAAGACAAUCUUCUCUCUGGAGCAUGUUUUUUCUUGGUAAUGGGUUGGAAAAUGAAAAACAAAGCAAUAAAUGGUGUAUGGUCAAUUUUUUCAUUUCACGUUACCUCCUUAUUUAUCAUCAUGCACAUUCUGUUAAUUUAUACUUUUAAAUAAAAUAGACUAACUAACGUUGUUGGUGGCCCUUAAAUGGCUUUGUGUUCUGACUUGUAAAUUAUGCAAAAAUAAGAUGGUUCGAUAGUCAGAGCAUUAUUGAAUUAAAAUGUACUAAGUUAAAUGCAAAUUCAAAUGAAUUAGAAAUUCCAUUAGCAAGCGUUUAAGGGUGAAAUACUAAUUCGGUGUUGGUUGAAGGGCUCCUUGAUUUAAUGAAAUUAAAAUAUAUACAUAAAACGGAGCUGUCUGUCUUUACAGGUACAUCUGUAAAGCGUCACCGAAAUUGAGAAAUGUGUUUUUAUUUUAUGUAUUAUUUACACGAUCUGUAUUAUAAUAUUAUGUGAUUAAUGAGAAGAGAUUUUUUUUAUAUUAUAUACUAUAGUUUGUUAACUUCACGCGUUCCUAAUGUCAUGUUUUACAUAAAAAAUAUAAAGAACAGUUUUGUUUGUAAUAUCAAGUUUACAAAACAGGAAUCUCCUACUUAAUCGUAGUACUUAAUUUAGAGAAUGUAUUGGUCCAAAGGUUAUGGCUUAAAUGUACCGACCGACACUUAAUUUUGUCAUAGGUUUAAAUAAAUUGGGCUUUUUAUGUA
Messenger RNA from Bombyx mandarina (wild silkworm), 7010 nucleotides. RefSeq names its product Niemann-Pick type C-1a (gene Npc1a). Gene Ontology annotation, molecular function: lipid carrier activity; cholesterol binding. The record is from RefSeq and is a predicted model, not a curated record. Gene Ontology annotation, biological process: cholesterol homeostasis; intestinal cholesterol absorption; sterol transport. NCBI's taxonomy places the organism in Eukaryota, Metazoa, Arthropoda, Insecta, Lepidoptera, Bombycidae. Gene Ontology annotation, cellular component: plasma membrane.